Messenger RNA from Ilex paraguariensis (yerba mate), 2320 nucleotides. The record is from the annotation of a GenBank genome assembly. Lineage: Eukaryota; Viridiplantae; Streptophyta; Magnoliopsida; Aquifoliales; Aquifoliaceae.
UGGUGUGUGAGCUGAAGUUUAUUCUGGAUCUGUAAAAGAGCAAUUUGGUUGGGUGUUGGGGAAGACAGAGAAAAUGGGAUCGAGUGGUAGCAAACCCAAUGCUGGAGAGUCAUCUUCAUCCUCGUCGUCGGGUGUUCGGAGAUGUAAAUCCAAAGGAAGUGAAGUGUUGCAGUCGUCGUGUCUCGGCACACCCUCCUCUGGAUCUCAAAACGACAGUGACAAUGACGACCCUCAGGUUUCUGAUCAUCAGACGGAAGAACAUGGUAGUGACGGCCAGUGUGCUACCCAGUCUAAGUCAGGCUCGGAUGAAGUGAAAUCUGAAUGUUAUGGAAAAAUUAAAAUUGAAAAACCUGAUGAAACGGACACUUUAUCUUCCAAUCUGCAGCUUGAUGAGUGGAGCCAAUCCGGCCUCUCCGAUACUGUCUCUAGAGGUGCUAGUACUUCUGCCCGAGAUUUCACUUCUCGAUCAUUGAAUCCUUCAAGUGGCUUCUGUUCAAACUUUAGUUUCUUUCCUGGUAACAUAAGCUUCAGGCUAAGCAGGGCAAAUAGUUUAGGGUCUUCAGGGGCUUGUCAUGCAUCGUCAACAAGUUUCACAAUAUCUAAUGAUGAAGAAGAGCUUCAUCAACACAGAGGUGCUGCUGGUGGCUUAGUUAAUAGAAAAGAAAAUCGACGAGGCUGUGACUUGCUUUCUGCGUGCCUCCCUAAUAGAUCUCCUAGACCACAGUGUGAAGAUUUUGCGUCUGGAAACUUACAGUCACAUCCUUCAACUUCUGGUUUUUCUGAUGAUUUCCAAGAUCAUCAGAUAGGUUCCACUCAUGAUAUGCCCAGAGAUGUUGGUAAUACUAUGGUUGAGUUUAACGUAAACUUACAUUCUCCAAGAAAUAAUGCUGAAAUAGAUGGUACUGAGACAAGAUUUGCCGAUCGGAGGAUAGGAGCUCGAGAACCAAUGGAACGGAAUGUUCAGUUUAGUAGAACCCUAAGUGUUGGUAGACUUCGUGACAGAGUUCUUCGAAGGUCAUCCUUUCCUGAAUUGACAUUUUGCCCUUUGCAAGAAGAAGGGGAUAUGAGAAAUGCUAGUCAAGGUCGUGGGAGACAGGCUUCGAGUGGAGGAACAGGAGCAACGACAUCCAACGGGAACACCUUGAUCUCACCUAUUUCUUCUGGUUAUGCUUCAUCCAUUGUGUCUGAUUCCUUGUACAGGGGUCAAGAUGCCGAAGUAGAAACCUCACGCCCACGAGAAGCAAGGUAUCAUGAUCUCUUGGAACAUAGUUCGAAUUUCCUGGAACGUCGAAGAAGAAUAAGAUCUCAGGUACGUGCUCUUCAGCGGUUGGGUAGUCGUUUUGAUAACCUCUCUGGACAUGAGAGGUCUUGUAUCUUGUCUGGUCAACAUCGAACAGGUCAUUGCACAUGUCGUAUCAGUUCUCGAGACCCUAAUUCUGGUGAUGACACGAGUGCUAGGGCUAGCAUAUCAAGAAUUGUUUUGUUAGCUGAAGCUUUGUUUGAGGUUCUGGAUGAAAUUCACCAGCAAUCUGUAGUUUUAUCCUCCCGGCCUUCAGUGUCUUCGAGUGGAUCUGUUCCUGCACCUAAUGAAGUUGUGGAUUCCCUGCCUUUGAAAGCAUACUGUAAAAUGCAAAAGCAUCUGCAUGAGGAAGCUGCACAAUGUUACAUAUGCCUUGUUGAGUAUGAGGAAGGAGAUAGCGUGCGGAUUCUGCCUUGCCAUCAUGAAUUUCAUAGAACAUGCAUUGAUAAAUGGCUGAAGGAAAUUCACAGGAUAUGUCCGCUUUGUCGUGGGGAUGUCUGCAGAUCUGAUACAUCGCCUGCAGAGAAUUAAGCAGCCGGUUUAAUGUCUCUUUCUCAGAGACCAUUGCCUAAAUUGAGAGAAGUGGAGGGAUGCUGUAUCUUGGCAAAAAUAGAACGUCAUCCAAGUUCAUUUAAUGGUUUGAGAUGUUCAGUCUUUUUCUGCAGCUGUGUGUUGCACAAUAAACCAUCAAAACCUGGUAGAAAUGGACUGAACUAUUCGGGCCAUGACACCUCUCCUGGAAUAUUGAAAGCCGCACUCACACACACACAGAGAGACUGGCCCAGUAAAUUCAUGGAAAGGGCCUUCAAUAUAUUUUAAUUAUCAGCUGGUUUCUUAAGUUCUUGUGUUUGGCAUUGUUACACUGUUAAUUCCAUUUCUGGUGAGCCUUUGCCCAAUAAAUUGGAGAAAUAUGGAAGUGUUUUCCCUCGAGCUCUCAAUCCAGGAUGAAGAAUGUGUGGUCUUAUGAUUUGCAAAUUCGUGUAACCAUUCAAAUGUAUGCACAAUUGUUCCUGAUUUUCC